Venturia canescens is the source of this 1430-nucleotide messenger RNA. RefSeq names its product venom serine protease-like. Gene Ontology annotation, biological process: proteolysis. The transcript has 9 exons. Bases 102 to 1430 code for a protein of 442 amino acids. Lineage: Eukaryota; Metazoa; Arthropoda; Insecta; Hymenoptera; Ichneumonidae. Gene Ontology annotation, molecular function: serine-type endopeptidase activity. The record is from RefSeq and is a predicted model, not a curated record.
GCGCGUGAGAUCCACCGCUUAUAUACAUGCGAAAUAGGACGGAUUGAUUAGUAUACGAGUGAGAAAGUAUCACGGCAAAUUACCGAGAACCAGCUACCGCGAUGUAUGGUUCCUUAUCGUCGUUGGUGAUAUUUUUGGCAUUGUUCGGUGGCAAUAAUGCCGACAGAACUUGUAAUUGGGAGACAAACCUAGAACCGGGUAAAUCUUAUCCGUUGCAUAACCCUUGUUAUCCGAGCCGGUACAGACCUGGCUCAACGUGUAAGUGGGUAUUCAAGAGUAGAUGGAAUCAACGAGUGAACAUCCAAUGCCAUGAUGUGGCCAUGCCCUCUGCCCCGAGAUGCCGUGGCGACAGACUCGAAAUUCAAGAUGGAGUUGGACCUGUCCGCUCGUACUGUUCACUACAGCAAUUCCCUUACACUAGCCAGUAUUCACGAGUAACUGUUAAUUUGCGUACAUUCCCAAAUCGUGGGGGUGGUCGAUUCAGUUGUACGGUUCAAGCAGUAAAGCCUCGCACGUGUGAUUGUGGAAGACGAAAUACGCCCAAAAUCUACGGUGGAAAAGAGACCGGGGUGAACGAAUAUCCAUUCAUGGCCGCUUUAAUUGACGCACAAACCAGUGAGAUUUUCUGCGGUGGAACAAUUAUCAACCCGAGACAAGUGCUAACCGCGGCACAUUGCGUCAAAAACAAACGAGCGAAGACGUAUGGGGUCUUGGUCGGAGCACAUAAUCUGAAACGAGUUCAAGAUACACCAAAUGCAAAGUUCUUCUUGGCUGAGGAUUCACGCGUGCAUUGGAGCUACGAGGGACCAACCUCGGGUUUGGAUAUAGCGAUUGUUACAAUUAACGGUCAGUUCACGUUCAAUCAGGUCAUCGGCCCUGUUUGCCUUCCGUUCCGAUAUCUCGAGGAAUCAUUUACCAAAAGAUACACAAACAUUCUAGGGUGGGGCGCUGAUUCCUCUGUAAAUGGGCCCCUCAACGUUUUGAUGAAAGCAAUGGUCACCACAACCACACAAGCGACAUGCAGAGCGCAAUAUCCAGACACUUCGGAUCGUCAUAUUUGUACACAGGACCAACACAGAGAUUCUUGCCAAUUCGACAGUGGUGGCCCGCUGACGAUCCAAUUUCCGACAUCUGAAAGAGUCGUACAAAUUGGCAUAAUGAAUAGAGGACCAGGUUGCGGUCAGGGUGAAGCUGCUCUGAACCUUCGACAUGACAGUGGUGGUCCAUUGAUGUACCAACCUCCGGCGUCUCAGAAAAUCGUACAAAUCGGUACCAUGACAGAGGGAGUACUCUGUGUGCUAAUGAAAAAAAUAGCGGGGUUAACGUCGGUGUUGGAAGCGACCGUGACGGCAGAGGUUUGCUUUACGUGUGAGGGUAAACAGUCGGUAUACGGAGUCACUAUGUUGGGCAAGGUGAUGCAGCAAGGGUAG